GGCUCAUGUUCCCUCUCACCACACCAGAACGCAAGGAGUGUGGAAUAUUACCGAUUUAUGGUUGUAAAGAUCCCUCCGCUAACAAAACUGUUAAAGUCAAUGGAAAAGCUAAGUUUCAAGUGAAGAGUCAAGGCGACUUUCCUUUUACUGUUCUCGUCACAGACAAAGAUUUACAAAAUCGUUUGAGAACUAAUAGCUGUGAUGUCUUCAGCUACAACAUGACUCUUCCUCCCAAAUCAGCCUUGGGUUAUUGUCGGAUCUUCGCGUAUAUAACAGCGUACAGAUGCAAGAAGCUCGUUGUUAAUCCUCCAAAGCAAUUGUUCAACUAUACAGGAUGUCCUAAGAGUACGGAUGAGAACAUCUACUUGGCAAAUCAAAUUCAAGAUGAUCAUCCAUCUUCGUUAGCAAAUGUUCAAGGGUUCAGCUUCCGUUGAAUGGUUUUACUUUUUCUGGGGAACCAGUUUCAUUCAUAGCCUCUGAUUUCCUCCUUCAAAUUGGACUUUCUGAAGAUUGUCAACGAUGCCAAUUUUCUCAAGGUUCAGGUUCAUGCCAACUCAACAGCACUGGAGGAUUUUAUUGUUCCAAACCCAAAGGUAUGCUUAACAGAGUAUGAAAAAUGAGAAUUUCUCAGGUAUAUACAGAAGGCUGUUUGUGUGCCUAUAAAUAAUCCAAUUGACUCAGCUUAUUUAUUUCUUCUAUUGAUCUAAUCUAAUUAACUCCAAUACUAAUGAGUCAGUCUAUUUCAUAUCUCCUUGACUGUGAUAGAAGAUUAGAGUAAAAGAAGUUUUUAUUCAUAUCAACUGUCAAAUUAACUCUGCACGCGCGCGCGCGCGCACAUAUUUGUUCUAGUAUAAUUAUCUCCAAGACCAAUUAGCUGCUUAACUGUGAUAGAACCUGAAGUAAAAGGAAAAACUGAGACAGACGAUCAGUAUAAAAGACUGACUUCGAAGCUGCUGUUGAUAAUAGGUUUUGGAGUGGGAUCAGGGAUUCUAGCAUUUGCGUUGUUGUUUAGCUUCCGACUCUUCAAACGUAAAAAGAAUGCUCUAUCACACGUCAGGCUCCAAUCAAUGAAUCACUACUCAAAUGAGCCAGAUCCAGACAGUGGCAGACUCUUCUUUGGAGUCCCAAUCUUUUCCUACAAUGAACUUCAAAGUGCAACCAAUAACUUUGAUCCCUCGAACAAACUUGGAGAUGGAGGCUUUGGCUCUGUUUACUAUGGGAAGCUUCAAGAUAGGUGAGAAGUUGCAGUGAAACACCUAUAUAACCAUAGCUACAAGCGAGUGGAACAGUUUAUGACAGAAGUUGAGAUUCUCACUUGCUUGCGUCACAAAAAUCUUGUGUCCCUAUAUGGCUGCACUUCUCGUCAAAGUCGUGAGCUCCUCCUUGUCUAUGAAUACAUCCCAAAUGGCACUCUUGCCAGUCACCUUCGUAGCCACUCUACAAAGCCUACUUUGCUGGCAUGGCCUACACGUAUCAAAAUUGCUAUAGAAACUGCAAGUGCAUUGGCUUACCUUCAUGCUUCCGGGAUCAUCCAUCGUGAUGUCAAAACCAACAACAUUCUCCUUGACAACAACUUAUGUGUUAAGGCUGCAGAUUUUGGACUUUCUAGGUUGUUCCCUGAGGAUAUAUCCCAUGUUUCUACAGCUCCACAAGGAAGACCAGGUUAUCUUGACCCAAAGUAUCACUUUUGCUUCAGGCUGACAAAUAACAGUGAUGUAUAUAGCUUUGGAGUUGUGCUCAUUGAGUUGAUAUCUUCUUUGCCAGUGGUUGAUAUGGGAAGGAAUAAUUGUGAGAUUACAUUGGGGAGUCUUGCAGUGAGGAAGAUUCAGAGAAAUGAAUUUGAGGAGCUGGUUGAUCCAUGUUUAGGGAUUGAGAAGGAUAGUGAAUUAAAAAGGAAAGUGACUGCGAUGGGAGAACUAGCAUUUCAGUGUUUGCAAAUAAAAAGUGAGAUGAGACCUUCUAUUGAUGAGGUUUUAGAUAUUUUGAGGGAAAUUGAGAGGGAGAAAAAAGAUAGUAAGGAUGCCAAGGAAGACAAUGACAAUGGUGGCAGUGGAAUUUCAAAGAAUAAAGCAGGUAUUGAUGCAGCACAACCCAUGAUGGCUUCAAUAACCCUUAAUCAAGCAACGUUCUUCAAGUCAUCGUCUUCACCAAACAAUGUUACUGAGAAAUGGACAAGUGAAUCUACUAAUCCUAAUUUGAGCGUUUAAUAACCUUCACUGACCAAGAUCUGCUGCUUUGAUGUAGAUUUGGAUCCCAUAUAAGGAAUAAAUUAAUCUUUACAGCCAAUGUAUGAUGACAUGUGGCAAAUUUGAAAGCAUCAGAUCAGAUUAGCGGUCAGAGGCAAACACACAAAGGAAUGAGAUAGUGUGUAGGCAUUUUUAGUGAAGUGUUAUUAGGCUUCGAACUAUUUCUUGCCCUCCCAAUUUCUUGAUCUUAAUGAAUCCCAGAAAACCCAGUACCACUAAAGUAUUAUUAGGUCGUUCCUAGACAAUUACUGAAAUCAUAUUACAAAGCACACAAUAAUUAUAGAAAACCCAAUAUCUUAUUAAAUAAACAACCCAUUAUUCAUAUGAGAUAGGAAGAUUCAAAAUUGAAAAAUUCAAAAGCACAUAAGGAUGAGGGAGUGCUCCAUGCAUGUUAAUGAGUGAGUCUCGCAUCUUGGGGAAUGAAAGAGGGAAAGGGCAUGAUUCUUAAUAAAAUGAAGCAAUGGAGGAGUAUGGAAUAGAAGCUCUUGUGAGCUUCAAUCGGCCUAGUGUUCGCACUUCAGGCUAAAGAUAGUUUGUUCUUUUAUUUUUUAUUUGGAUUGGAUGGAUGAGAAAAAAUUUAGAAGAUACUCUGUUUUUGUACUGAUCAAUUUAUUUGAAUAUAUUUCACCUUGUUGGCAAAAAAAAAAAAAAAGAAAUUUAGAAGAAAGUAAAGAAUGAUAGGAUGAUGAACUCUCCAAAAUAAUUAAAAUUUUUAAUUAUUUUUAGAAGUUUUUUCUUUUAGUAUUUUCAUCUUAUUUUUCUCCCAUUUAUCUCUAUUCAAAUCAAGUUUGGAUGGAGAGAAAACAAUUUUUCUCUUUUUAGAUAAGGAAGAAAAAAAAGAGUGAAAGGAAAAGUGAGGAAGUAAAUGAGAUGUGAAACCCACCAUUAUUAUUUUAGGAAGAAAAUUAUUGUGUGUUUGCUCUUCUCUCUCCUACUUCUUUGUUUUCA
Messenger RNA from Prosopis cineraria, 3194 nucleotides. RefSeq names its product LEAF RUST 10 DISEASE-RESISTANCE LOCUS RECEPTOR-LIKE PROTEIN KINASE-like 1.1. Bases 1293 to 2207 code for a protein of 304 amino acids. Gene Ontology annotation, molecular function: ATP binding; protein kinase activity. Gene Ontology annotation, biological process: protein phosphorylation. Lineage: Eukaryota; Viridiplantae; Streptophyta; Magnoliopsida; Fabales; Fabaceae. The record is from RefSeq and is a predicted model, not a curated record. The transcript is spliced from 3 exons.